Messenger RNA from Stomoxys calcitrans (stable fly), 797 nucleotides. RefSeq lists its product as uncharacterized. Bases 327 to 617 code for a protein of 96 amino acids. The record is from RefSeq and is a predicted model, not a curated record. Lineage: Eukaryota; Metazoa; Arthropoda; Insecta; Diptera; Muscidae. The transcript has 2 exons.
UACGAUUAAAUGCCUCAUCCUCCUUACAAAAUUGGAGAAGAUAACUGAAUAGUUUCUUGAUAAAGUAAAAGUGAUUUUUAUAAACUAUAAAAAAAUAUGUGUAUGUGUGUAUAUUAGGCCUUAAAGUAGCUGCUGCUACAGCAGUAGCCCCAAUACCGUUGGAACACAAUGCUAGCUUCCUGUCGUGUAAUGAUGGUUCGGGUUAUCAUACGCCCCUGGGCAGCAAUGGAUAUCAAAAUAAUAGCAAAAGUAGCAGCAGCAACAGUCCCAGCAGCAGAAGCAGCAGCAUUGCUGGAGAAUCUGAUAAUGAAUAUGAUUUUAAUUCAAUGAAUGAAUUUGAUAUACCACAACAACAUAAGGAUGUGGAUAUGCAUUUGAUAUUGCCACAAAUCGAAAUUGAAGAAAAUACACCGCAGCCUUUUACACCCUCGUCAGAUGCCAUUACCAUGCCUCUGGAGGGUUUCCUUGAAGCACCACGUUUAUCAUGUCACUCGAGAACCCAUUCGGAUCUAUCACAGCCCAAGUAUGUUCGUCAAUAUUCCGAUGAUGGUUCUAGUGAUGUGUUUACUACAACGGUAACGUUUUCCUUAGUGUACAAAAGGAGGAAGUUAAGCUGAAGUUGGCUAUAUCACCUAAAACAAGUAAAAGCGUGAUAAGUUCGCGUCAGGUCAAAUCAUAUAUACCCUCCACCAUAGAUGGCAUUUGUAGAGUUCUUUGCCCGGUAUCUCUUUUUAGGCAAACCAAUGGUAAUUAAUAAGAAUCGCUAUGCUAUUCGAGCCAUAUCAAGUUAUGGUCCG